Molecule: messenger RNA, 4075 nt
Organism: Exophiala dermatitidis NIH/UT8656
Lineage: Eukaryota; Fungi; Ascomycota; Eurotiomycetes; Chaetothyriales; Herpotrichiellaceae
Product: plasma membrane ATPase
Exons: 3
Coding region: 367-3192 (941 amino acids)
Biological process (GO): proton export across plasma membrane; regulation of intracellular pH
Cellular component (GO): plasma membrane
Molecular function (GO): P-type proton-exporting transporter activity; ATP hydrolysis activity; ATP binding
Source: RefSeq, a predicted model, not a curated record
CGCGUGUCGUGCACUGGCAGUGAUUUGAUCCACCAUCUUCAGUUGCGGGGAUGAAUGCGGAAUCACUCCAUCAUUUUAGCAUCAACCCCAAAGGGCUAAAGAAUGAUCGUUGUUCGUUCUCCCUCGCAUUUUACAACCAUACAUUAUAUAUUUCUACUUUAUGAACCGGUCCACGCAGCCCAUACAACAGGUGCAGAAAGACUGCGGUUGACUCCGACCGUGUUGCCUGCUGUCGUGGCAGCCGCAUCUUGCGGUCCUUCCCAACCUACACACAUCGCUCCUCAGUCAAACACAACCUCUCCUCAGCUUUCCCUCAUGGAGCUCACAUAACUUCAUCCUAUCUACACGUCCCCUAUCUUACCCAAUAUGGUAGACAUACCUUCCGACGUGAGUUCGGCAGGGUCCGUUUCCAGCAAGCGCCCGCCUCGAGUACACGUGAAUCCUACUGCUCCCAACCUCACCUCCGAAAAGCCGGGCCAUCACAAUGGCAACUCGUUCAGGGAACGAGGGGUCUCGAGGACGGAGAAGGAUGAUGACGAAGAGGAGGAGGAUGAUGUUGACGCCCUAAUCGAAGAACUGGAGUCCCUGGAUCCUGAGGCCGAAAUGGAAGACGAGAUUGAAACGGUGGGAGGGCCAAGGACUGUCCCGGAAGAAUUACUUCAAACCGACCCGCGUGUGGGCUUAAUAGAACCAGAGGUGGUUGCCAGGCGGAAAAAAUACGGCCUCAACCAGAUGAAAGAGGAAAAAGAGAACCUGCUCUUGAAAUUCCUCGGGUAUUUCGUUGGUCCGAUUCAAUUCGUCAUGGAGGCUGCUGCAAUCCUCGCCGCUGGUUUGGAAGACUGGGUUGACUUCGGAGUGAUUUGCGCGCUUCUCCUCCUCAAUGCCACUGUUGGCUUCGUGCAAGAGUUUCAAGCAGGGUCAAUUGUGGAGGAGCUCAAAAAGACCCUCGCUCUAAAGGCUGUCGUCCUGAGAGAAGGACGUCUCGUUGAGAUUGAGGCUCCAAUGGUGGUCCCUGGGGAUAUUCUGCAGCUCGAAGAAGGCACAAUCAUUCCCGCCGAUGGCCGCAUCGUGACCGAAGAUGCCUAUCUACAAGUCGAUCAAUCUUCCAUCACCGGCGAGUCUCUUGCCGUCGACAAGACCCUUGGGGACACUUGCUACGCUUCUUCCGCGGUCAAGCGAGGAUCCUGCUUCAUGAUCGUUACGGCGACUGGAGACAACACCUUUGUUGGCCGAGCGGCAGCCUUGGUCAAUGAGGCAUCGGGCGGCUCAGGUCAUUUCACCGAAGUCUUGAACGGAAUCGGCACUGUCCUCCUUGCCCUAGUCGUCUUCACACUCUUGGUUGUCUGGAUUUCCUCUUUCUAUCGAUCCAACGGUAUUGUCACCAUACUCCGAUUUACUUUAGCUGUUACAAUCAUUGGCGUGCCCGUCGGUCUCCCUGCCGUCGUCACCACCACUAUGGCUGUUGGUGCGGCCUAUCUCGCAAAGAAGAAGGCGAUAGUCCAAAAGCUGUCUGCUAUUGAGUCGCUGGCAGGCGUGGAGAUCCUCUGCACAGACAAGACCGGUACUUUGACGAAGAACAAGCUUUCCCUGCAUGAACCGUACACCGUUCAAGGCGUUGACCCGGAGGAUCUCAUGCUGACGGCAUGUUUGGCUGCUUCGAGAAAGAGGAAGGGCAUGGAUGCCAUCGAUAAGGCUUUUUUCAAGGCACUUCGGUACUAUCCACGGGCAAAGCAGGCCUUGUCCAAGUACAAAGUCCUCCAGUUCUAUCCUUUUGAUCCCGUGUCAAAGAAGGUCAGCGCUGUUGUCGAAUCACCUCAGGGUGAACGCAUAAUCUGCGUCAAGGGUGCUCCUCUUUUCGUCCUCCGGACGGUUGAAGAGGACAACCAAAUCCCCGAAGACAUUGAGGUUGCAUACAAAAACAAGGUCGCAGAGUUCGCAACUAGAGGUUUCCGAUCUUUGGGUGUUGCACGGAAGCGAGGCGACAACUCCUGGGAGAUCCUGGGGAUCAUGCCGUGUGCGGACCCGCCUCGACAUGAUACCGCAAAGACGAUCAACGAGGCGAAGUCGCUGGGUCUCUCGAUCAAAAUGCUAACGGGCGAUGCUGUCGGCAUUGCGCGGGAGACUUCACGACAACUAGGACUCGGCACGAACGUUUUCAACGCUGAACGUCUCGGGCUCGCCGGAGGCGGAACAAUGCCUGGUUCCGAAGUAUAUGAUUUCGUCGAAGCCGCUGAUGGGUUUGCUGAAGUUUUCCCGCAACACAAAUACAACGUGGUAGAGAUUCUGCAGCAGCGAGGCUACCUUGUGGCUAUGACAGGGGACGGUGUCAAUGAUGCUCCGUCUCUCAAGAAGGCAGACACUGGGAUCGCUGUGGAAGGGGCUUCUGACGCAGCCCGAUCCGCCGCUGACAUAGUCUUCCUCGCUCCCGGCCUUUCAGCAAUCAUCGACGCAUUGAAGACAUCCCGACAGAUAUUCCACCGGAUGUAUGCCUACGUUGUUUACCGCAUUGCACUGUCUCUGCACUUGGAGAUCUUCCUGGGUUUGUGGAUCGCCAUCCUAAACAGGUCGCUGAACCUCAAGUUGGUGGUAUUUAUCGCGAUUUUUGCCGAUAUUGCAACACUCGCAAUUGCGUACGACAACGCUCCCUAUUCGAAGACGCCCGUCAAGUGGAAUCUACCCAAACUUUGGGGCAUGUCCAUUCUUCUGGGGUUGGUGCUGGCUGCAGGGACCUGGGUCGCAUUGACGACCAUGAUUGUUGGGGGCGAAAAUGGCGGUAUUGUGCAAAAUUUCGGCCAUACUGACGCUGUAUUGUUUCUUCAAAUCUCCCUAUCGGAGAAUUGGCUGAUCUUCAUUACCCGUGCAAAUGGACCGUUCUGGUCCAGUAUUCCUUCUUGGCAACUUACCGGAGCAAUCCUGCUUGUUGACAUCCUCGCCACAUUCUUCUGUCUCUUUGGAUGGUUCGUGGGCGGCCAUCAAACCAGCAUCGUUGCCGUGGUGCGGAUCUGGCUGUACUCAUUCGGGGUCUUUUGUGUCAUGGCUGGAGUUUAUUACCUGCUCCAAGACAGCGUGACGUUUGAUGAUAUUGUGCAUGGAAGAAGAUCAAGAAGUAAUAAGGUACUGAAGAAGAGGGACAUGGAGGAUUUUCUUGUGUCGUUGAACCGCGUGUCCACCCAGCAUGAGAAGGUUGCCUGAUCAAAGGCAAUCGUAUUGCUAGUGGCUGGUUCCACGCAGACAGCGACGACAGGAAGUCCAGCAAGUCUACCCAUCUCACAGAUCAACUCUCAGACCUUGAAUGGGAGAUCUCUUCGCCGCAGUACUACAAGAUCUAGAGCUUCUGUUGUACAACGGCUAUGACAGGCGUGGUCAUGAUGAGUACAAAGUCAUGGAGCCCAAGUUUUGCCCCAAUGACCCCAUCAGACAAGGCCCCCACAGCCAUAAGAAAAGGAUCGCUGGGAUGCUGGCGCGCCCAGCUACCCCGAGUCAUCUUGAAGCUGAGGCCGGAUCGGGUCUAGCCUGAAGCGAUCAGAAUAUGGCCAGGACGGUUCUUCGACCGAAGAUGAGUGGGAAGCUAUGCGGCCUAGAUCGCCAGCCAGGGAACGGACAGGAUGUUCGGAUUGAUGCUGAUGCCGAACAUGAUAUUGAUACCCCAAUUACAUGAUAUUUUUCCGUGCAACUAACCAUACGAUACCAUCUGGUUCGAACUUCUGGGUUUUGGAACUCGCAAUGGCGUUGUUAAUUUAUGAAUUGAUAUUCUACCCCUUGCGGUUGCUGGCAAGUUGUGAGACGAGCCCGGGUGAGUGGCUGCGUACUGAUACUAGUAUUGGAGAAAGAAGCGAAACAAGCAACAGCUGGGAUGCUGUGGGAGGAACGUUUGCUUACGUCUUAUGAGGAGGACACAAGACUACCUAGAGUAGAUGGAUAGCCUUGUCAGGCAAGAUUUGCCUUUUGAUUGUUUGCCCUGUACCAACCAGCACCUAGUUUCCAAUCUCCAGUUGCCAUGCCACGAUUGCCAGUAGAGGAUCUCUUUGUCUUCGCAAAGGAUCAUAUAAAUAUAUCCUCCGGUCUAUGUGCAGCC